Messenger RNA from Galeopterus variegatus (Sunda flying lemur), 2505 nucleotides. RefSeq names its product ovochymase 1 (gene OVCH1). Gene Ontology annotation, molecular function: serine-type endopeptidase activity. The record is from RefSeq and is a predicted model, not a curated record. Gene Ontology annotation, biological process: proteolysis. NCBI's taxonomy places the organism in Eukaryota, Metazoa, Chordata, Mammalia, Dermoptera, Cynocephalidae.
AUGCACGGGGUCCGGCAGGAGGGGGCCAUGGGGGCGCUGGCCGGGGCUGCUGCUCGCAAUCACCGCCCCCGAAGCCUGGGACCGAAGUGUGGAACUCAUACAGUUGACUUGAAAAGUAAAGAAACUGCCCUGUACUCUGUGUUCUUCUCUAGAAUUACUAGUUGGAGAAAUUCAACAGCUGGUGGACAUUCGUGGCAGGUCAUCUCCCUAAAAUUAGGUAAGCAUCACUUUUGUGGAGGAAGCUUCAUCCAAGACAAUUGGGUUGUUACAGCAGUGCAUUGCCUGGGUAGCCUAGAUGAGAAGCAACUUAAGAGUCUAACUGUGACUGCUGGGGAGUAUAACCUCUUUCAAAAGAAUAAGCAAGAAAAGAACAUUCCUGUCUUUUUCAUCCUAAGUACAACAGCCUUGGAUAUGAGUUCUGAUAUUUCACCGCUGUAUCUAAAACACAAAGUCAAGUUUGGGAACUCAACAAUCCCCCAAUGUCUUCCUCAUUGAGAUGGUAAAUUCGAAGUGGGUCUUCUUUGCAAGGCCAGUGGAUGGGGCACGUUUUCAGACAAAUCAGAACAUUAAAAUGUCCUACAGGAAGUGGAACUUCCCACCAUGGAUGACAGAACAUGUAAUGCAGUGCUCAAGGGUAUGAACCUUCCUCCCCUGGGAAGGACACUGCCGUGUGCUAGUUUUCGAUGGGGAAAGGAAGUCUGCCAGGGGGACUGUGGAGUACCGCUGACUUGUCGAAGAGGUGGUGGAAUGUGGACUCUUGCUGGGAUAACUUCCUGGAUGGCUGGUUGUGCUGGAGAUCCUUCCCCUCUCAGAAAUAACCACAGAAGAGCAUCACCCGAUAUUUUCUCCAAGGUGUCUGAGUUCAUGGAUUUUAUCACUCAGAACAUGAUCACAGACAUAGAAAAUCAAGUUGGAUGUAAUCAUGAUGAUGUAUCUUUACAAUCAAGCAAUGGCAUGCUUAUUAGUAAGGUCUGUGGAGCUAUGUCACCCUCAGUUCCAUUUGUUUCUGGUACAGAAAAUAGUGGCAGCAGCUUUGAGCUUACCUUUACUGCUACACAGAACUCAGAAGCUCAGUUGAAUGUGGCUGUAUUGGUAGGAAGAGGAGCAAUUCACGCUGCUAAUUAUACUGACUUGUAUCCCAGGAAUGCAAAGUGUCAUUGGUUCAUUCACGCUCCACAGAAACACAUUAGUGUAUUCUUAAUUAUUUCAGCUGGUUGGGUCAUUGACUUCAUCUUCUUUGCUGUAGACAUCUGUGGCAUCCCUCCAUUUAGUCUCCACUGGCUUUUCAGAAAACUUGCAGGAGGGGAUGAAGUACCCUACUGUUGGCCAUGGCAGGUGGGUUGGAGGUUUCUGGGCAAUCACCAAUGUGGAGGUGCCAUCAUCAACCCAAUCUGGAUUCUUACUGCAGCUCCCUCUGUGAAAUCAAAAAAUUAUCCACUCUUCUGGGCUAUUAUCAUUAGGGACCAUGACAGAACCCUGACAGAAUCAACUGAGUAGGUGAGAAGAGCCAGACACAUCCUGUUUCAUGAAGACUUUGAUACGCAGAGCUAUGACUCUGACAUUGCCCUAAUACGACUGAGCUCUCCUCUGGAGUACAACUCGGAGGUGAGGCCAGUGUGUCUCUCACACGGCACAGAGCCUCUGCUUUCCUCCGAGAUCUGUGCUGUGACCGGAUGGGGAAGCAUCAGCACAGAUGAUGGCCUAGCAAGUUGCCUACAGCAGAUUCAAGUGCCUGUGGUAGAAAGGGUCUGUGAAUGCACUUACUAUUCUGCUCUUCCAAGAGAGAUCACCGAGAAGAUGCUCUGUGCUGGCUUUGCACCGUCUGGAGGGAAAGAUUUCUGUCCUGCUUCACUUCAGGCAAAUAAUAAAAGCAAAACCUUAACAAAACAAUUGUCACCACUCAGGCCUUCAACAGACAGUGCAUCUGAGUCAGGCUGUUGCCCUGAAGUGGAACUAGAAGAGCCCAGAGGCUUUUUUCCAACUCCAGGAUAUCCACUGGACUGUAGAGGAAAAUUGGAAUGUUCUUGGGUUCUCAGAGUCUCACCAAGCAAUAUGGCAAUAUUUACCUUUGAGUAUCUGUCACUCCCUGGGUCUCAUAUGUGUCGAGACUCAGUUCUGACUAUUUAUGAAGAAAGACACAGUGAGAGGAGGAUGUCAGUUCUGGACCAUUCCUUUGUGCAAGGUGCUUUUGACAUAAGCUAUAUUGUCUUCAGAGUCCAAGGUCCAAAGGGCAGUAAAAUAAUGAGAUUUCCCCAAAGUUCACACCAAGAGCACAUCAUCACUUGUGAGAAUGUUCUUCUGACCAAGCCAGCAGGAAUCAUACAGGUCCCAAAAUAUUCUCAUGAGACCGCUGUGAGCUGCCACUGGAUGUUAGUAGCCCCUUUAAAUCACAUCAUUUGCCUUGAUAUCAUCAACUUCCAGAUGAAGCCAACGCCCUUAUCCUGUCAUAGUCACCUGUGUAUUUAUGAAGGACUUGGACCAGGCAAAAAUUUAAUGGCUAACUAA